GCAGACUGAAAGUUGCCCCGCAUGUGGCUAUGCUGACUGGGCGUUCUAUUGGGAUGAAGAUGAUAGAUCUUAUCAGUUUACCUGUCCAGUCCAGUAAGCUCACAAAGGCCGCUACUGAUGAAUGUGCCAACGUUUCUUCCCGGAUGCAUCCGACGCCUCUUUAUCUCAGCAGUUGUGACACAAAUGCUGAAAAAUCUCCACUGGAUCCCUACCGAAUUUCGCGUAUGUCCCUUUCUCUUCUGUUCUUAUUCUUGCACAGGUGCCAUAUUGAUUUUCUCUGUAUUGUUCCAAUUUUAACAGACAUCCCUAGAGCAUUAAAACUUACAUUCUCAUCCCUGUAUUACAACUUGCACACAGAACAGAAACGAGGCUGCUGCAAAAGCAAAACGAAAAACAAAAAGGUUUCAGUUAGACUCUUCGUUCCGCUUGUCGUUUUUCCGUGUGCAAUAACUAUGUUUUUUUACUGUGCCGUGUGUUUUGAUGUUUUUGCUUCGGUCUUGCGCCGCUGUAGACCGCAUCCUUGUUGGAUGAUCGUAGGCCUGCGUUCUUUUAGACUCAUCCGUGUAAAAUAGUUACACUUUUCUGCCGUGCUGUAUGAUUUGCUCUUUUUACCGCGGUCUUGCGCCGCUGUACAGACCCUGUCAACGUGAGAAAACUGAUACCGAUUGCAGCUAGCGCAAUUGUUUGUUUUUGGUUUUCCUUUUUGCUGUUCCAGCCCGUUCCCGGAUUUGCAUACACACUGUCCACAAUUUGCUAGAGCCCGGGUCCGCGGUGGAGUGACCAUAGACACAAUGAAGCUUUGAGACGGGCCCCUUGGUUCAGCCGUCGUUUUUUUAGCGGUUUCAUACGACAAACAGACUGAUUCCACCUUUCUUUUCCGUUUCUGCGGCUCUCGACUUCGCAAUAAGUGAUCUUCUUGGUCAAUCUUCUCCCAUCAGUCGUGUGUUCUUUUUGGGGUUCGAGUCGACACAAUGCUUAAUCCCGGUCACCAUGGUGUCCGCAGCGAUGCAGACCGGAUUCGCGCUUUCCCCAUGUCAAAUGGCACAGCUGUCUAUGUUUAUGAGGAGGAGGAGGAGGAGGAGCAAGAAGAGGAGAAAGCGGAGGAGGAGGAGGAGGAGGAAGAAGAGGGGAAAGAGGAGGAGGAGAAGGAGGAGAAGGAGGAGGAGGAGGAGGAGGACGAUGAGGAGGAGGACGGUGACGAGGAGGAGGAGGAGGAGGAGGAGGAUGACGACGACGACGACGAUGAUGACGAGGACGACGGCGACGAUGAGGAGGAGGACGACGACGAUGAGGAGGAGGAGGAGGAGGAAGAAGAGGGGAAAGGGGAGGAGGAGAAGGAGGAGGAGGAGGAGGGCAAAGAGAUGAGGUGGAGGACUACGACGAUGAGGAGGAGGAGGACGAGGGGGAGGAGGAGGAAGAAGAAGAGAAAGAGGAGGACGGUGACGACGACGAUGAGGAGGACGGCGACGAGGAGGAGGAGGACGACGACGACGAUGAUGACGACGAUGAGGAGGAGGAGGAGGAUGACGAGGAGGAGGAGGAGGAGGACGACGAUGACGAGGACAACGACGAUGAGGAGGAGGAGGGAGGAGGAAGAAGAGGGGAAAGAGGAGGAGAAGGAGGAGGAGAAGGAGGAGGAGAAGGAGAAGGAUGACGACGGCGACGAUGAGGAGGACAACAACGAUGAGGAGGAGGAGGAGGAGGAGGGGGAGGAGGAGGAAGAAGAGGAGAAAGAGGAGGAGGAGGAGGAGGAGGAGGACGACGAUGACAAUGAGGAGGAGGAUGGCGAGGAGGAGGAGGAGGAGGAGGAGGGGGAGGAGGAAGAAGAAGAGGAGAGAGAGGAGGAGAAGGAGGAGGAGGAGGGGGAGGAGGAGGAAGAAGAGGAGAAAGGGGAAGAGGAGAAGGAGGAGGAGGAGGAGGAGGAGGAGGAGGUCGAAGGGAGGCAAACUCACCUGGCAUGGGUCAGCGAUGGCGCGUGGGUUGGGGCCGUUGGGCGUCAGAGUUCGGCAACUGCAAUGCCGAACUCCACCGACAGGGCAGUAGGAAAUCGCGCGUGAAACCGGGGCCCCACGUCUCGAAAUUCGAAUUUGAAAUCGGCCCGAUCUAGGCCGCCGAUCGC
Chara braunii is the source of this 2119-nucleotide messenger RNA. The record is from the annotation of a GenBank genome assembly. Lineage: Eukaryota; Viridiplantae; Streptophyta; Charophyceae; Charales; Characeae.